This is a messenger RNA of Penicillium oxalicum, 114 nucleotides long. RefSeq lists its product as uncharacterized. The record is from RefSeq and is a predicted model, not a curated record. NCBI's taxonomy places the organism in Eukaryota, Fungi, Ascomycota, Eurotiomycetes, Eurotiales, Aspergillaceae. The transcript has a single exon. The coding region runs from base 1 to 114 and encodes 37 amino acids.
AUGGAUCCCCACGACACGUACGAAAGUCAAGAUGAGUCAUCCAUGGUGAACACGAUGAAGAUGCAAAUGAAGAUUGACCUCGAAAAGCCUAUCAAGAAUAUUUGGAGUGAUUAA